Messenger RNA from Tetrahymena thermophila SB210, 174 nucleotides. RefSeq lists its product as hypothetical. Lineage: Eukaryota; Ciliophora; Oligohymenophorea; Hymenostomatida; Tetrahymenidae. The record is from RefSeq and is a predicted model, not a curated record. The transcript has a single exon.
AUGAAAAUAACUUUAGAAGCAUCAGAAAAGUAUAAAUUAGUUAUUAAAGCAGAUUAAAUGGUUAUUUAAUCACCAAAAAUAAGCUUGUGUAAUACUACCGUAUAUAGGAAAUACCAAUUAUUGAAAGAAAAUUAAUGGAAAAAUUUUUAAAAGCUUAUUGAAGAUAAUGAAUGA